Messenger RNA from Penaeus monodon (black tiger shrimp), 501 nucleotides. RefSeq lists its product as uncharacterized. The transcript has 3 exons. Bases 1 to 501 code for a protein of 166 amino acids. The record is from RefSeq and is a predicted model, not a curated record. Lineage: Eukaryota; Metazoa; Arthropoda; Malacostraca; Decapoda; Penaeidae.
AUGGCCCCAAGUGACCGUAAUGAGACUGAGACUGCAAGCGAGGCCCGUGGGCGGCCUGGCUCGCCCGGCCACCUCCUGUUGCACAUCCACCACCUACGCCAGUUCCAGUACCGCUCCGUCAUCCUGCCCUACGAGCGGCGGGAGUACACCUUCUGCCUCGGGGGCGUCACCAUCGACAUGGAGAGGGGUGGGCCUCGGAACCCGUCUCUGGUGGAGAACAUCUCGCUGGCCCUGAGUGCCGCCGUGCUGCACGUGCUGUGCCAGCCUCGCCCCGACCGCCCCGUCGUCGGCCAGACCAACCGCAUCCCCGUCGAGAAGCUGAGUCUGCUGCACGCCCUCGGCUACUUCGCUGACUCCACGCCCCACAACUCCUUCCUCAGGUCGUGCACGGGAGACGGCUGCGGCGGCUGCGGGUCCUGCGGUGGCUGCGGGGGCUGUGGAGGCUGUGGGGGCUGUGGGGGCUGUGGGGGUUGCGGGGGUUGCGGCGGCUGCGGGGGUUAA